Molecule: messenger RNA, 865 nt
Organism: Sphaeroforma arctica JP610
Lineage: Eukaryota; Ichthyosporea; Ichthyophonida
Exons: 3
Biological process (GO): protein O-linked glycosylation via mannose
Cellular component (GO): endoplasmic reticulum
Molecular function (GO): dolichyl-phosphate-mannose-protein mannosyltransferase activity
Source: RefSeq, a predicted model, not a curated record
CGAAUUGCAGGACGGACAAUCGGGAGAACAGAUCUACCUGCUUGGCAACCCAGUCGUGUACUUUCUCUGUCUGCUGUGUCCGCUGUUGUAUGCGCUAGUGGGGUCGGUGAUGGUUCUACGUGCACGCAGAGGAUAUCAAGACAUUGAUAGAGCCAGGAGUACUAGAUUGACGUCUUUGCUAUUCAUGUGGGUGGGUAUGGCAUUGCACUACUUCCCCUUCUUCUUGAUGGAGAGGCAACUAUUCUUCCACCACUAUCUACCGGCCCAUUACUUCAUGAUUCUCGCCGUGGCGGGUUUUACAGAUGAGGUGCUCAAAAUCGAGGUAGUGAGCCGCCACAGGCGUGCGCUGUUGGGAGGGCUUUGUUUAGUGGUCUUCUGGGGCUUCUGCAAGUUUGCACAUUUGUCGUACGCCUAUCCCAUUGACUAUGCUUACUCGGAGAGUGUGCGUUGGAGGAGUACGUGGGACAUGAUGCGCAUGGAAGACCCUUCUAAACCCCUGGAAUAGAUUGCAUUUCGGGUUGUUUAUGGAAAAUUUACUUUCAUAUAUGUAGAGAUUUAAAUAUAUAUACGUUGUAGUCUAGUAUGUCGAUAUGUAUGGUAAUUAGCUGCUAGCCGUUGCGAAUAAACAGCUGCAGAAUCGAUGAACGAUCUUAUACUCAAAUCAUACAUACAGGCUCGGUGGUCGUGUAAGGUCAACCGGAUCGAGUCUAGCCUUUUCAGUCGAAGCUUUACCUCCGUCCGUCGUUGACGAUAUAGUGAGCUCUACAACCGACACGCAUUGUCCUGUCAUGGGAACCACCAAACAUACAGUAUACAUGCAAUAUACACAAGCACAACAAUAGGAUUAAGUUGUCCCUGUCAAUUC